Durotheca rogersii is the source of this 958-nucleotide messenger RNA. RefSeq lists its product as uncharacterized. The record is from RefSeq and is a predicted model, not a curated record. The transcript has 4 exons. The coding region runs from base 88 to 792 and encodes 234 amino acids. Lineage: Eukaryota; Fungi; Ascomycota; Sordariomycetes; Xylariales; Xylariaceae.
GGCCAAGGGCAGCCCGCUCCCCGAUACGUCUGGAAUCCCGAACAAGCCCCCGAGGACAAGGUACUUAUCGAAUGGGCCUCGUGCCAGAUGCUCGGCGAUGGAGCCUCCGACUUUCAAACAGCUCUGGACGCCCUAGUUAGAAACUACGCCCGAAGCGGGCAGUCCUUCCUACCGCAUUACGAUCUUGUUCGCAAGGUUCAUGAAAUGAGGUGUCUGUACAGAAUUUGGAGCCAUCAGAAGUUCUUCUACCAAGGCUCUGGACCUUGCUUAGAUGAACUUCCCGGCCAGAUUCGCCAAAGUCUAAAGCGGAUCGCGAUAUCCAGGAUGAAGACGCGCGAGGUCGACGUCCUAGCGCAGUUCCGGAAGGCCCUUGACUCUGGGCUCAAACCCGAGGAGCGGCUACCGAUCUGGGCAUGCAUGAUGCAAUUCAUCCUCAUGUACCGAAGUCUGUUCGACUUAAACCAGUCAGAAGACCUCCGUGGCGAUCCUCUACAAAUACGGACCGUCACGACGAACCUCUUUAGCAAUUUAGUGGUGAUGUGCGAAAUUAGCUUUGGCAAGAAGAAGCCGGAAGCCAUUGCCGAUGACGGAAACCCCGCGACCGGCCCGAUCAAGAGGGAAUUGAAUGCCGACUUUAGGAGGGUGGAAAGUCGACGAGAUGAAUUCUACCAGAGUUGCAGUAACGAUCCUCGUUCCUGUCGGCUUGACCAUCUCUUGGGUGUCCUACUAGCCGGAACCCAAAGAGGUGCCACGCGGUCCGGAGCUCGAGCACCGAAGCGGGCCAGACGAUAGGCCCGGUCCCGUCGCCGGUCUCCGAUGUUUUCUUUGUUUUUUUCUCUCUCUCUCUCCAUCUCUCUCUUCGCUCCCUCUUUCUUAUGUCUUUUCAUCCGGGCUUGAGAACCGGGUAUGAAUACGGAUUUCACGAUGGGUUCUCCUUGGCCUAGUGGACGUCAGUGAU